Molecule: messenger RNA, 3658 nt
Organism: Portunus trituberculatus (swimming crab)
Lineage: Eukaryota; Metazoa; Arthropoda; Malacostraca; Decapoda; Portunidae
Product: caspase-1-like
Exons: 9
Coding region: 839-2380 (513 amino acids)
Biological process (GO): proteolysis
Molecular function (GO): protein binding; cysteine-type endopeptidase activity
Source: RefSeq, a predicted model, not a curated record
UGUUUGUGUUCGGUUUAGAUUUUUUCUAUGAAGUCAUUGUCCGUCGAAAUUUGUUUGGACCAAAAGUGGAAAAAGUAAGAAAGCAGAAGUGACGCGUGCAGCGCAGGACAGAUAUCUGUUGUGGCAGUGUCGAGAAAACUUGUGUGGGAAAAUGUGGCAAAGUAGCUAUGGCAGGUUAUCGAAACUUGUAAUUCCAAGCAUUUAACAGAGAAACCAAGAUGUAGCACGAAAGUCUGAACAACUGUAUUUUGCAAAAAAGAAGAAAAGGAAAAGAAAUAGUAAUACAAGAGUUUCCUACCUAAGGUACUCCAGCGUGCGGGGCUCCAGCAUUUCGUUCGCAAGUACUGCGUAGUAGUUACAUGAUUUAGAGAUGGUGCCCGCUCAAUGGGUGAUCAUUAAGGUCCGAUUUCACAGUUGUUUGGUUAUGCUCCUAACUAAAGCAUCACCCACUCACACCUCGGUCUGAUCUCACAGCCAUUGUCUACUUCUUCUCGGAAAUUCUCAGCCUUGUCACAGUCAUAACGAAGCGAAGGUCUCUGUGAUUCAAUAACGGUGGUGUGCCGCCUGAACAAGGCCAAGUGAUGUCAGCACUAAUGCUGGUGGUGGUGGUGGUGGUGGAGACUGCCACUCACAGGUGGUGAUCACAGCAGUACAACAACAGCAAGUGCCUGUGUUAGAGACAAUCCAGCCAUUCUCCUAACCACCCACAACCAGGAAAUCCACCAGUAGUUACCAGUGCUAUAGUCUACCUUGUACUGUGGGCCUCGGUCUUUUGUAUUACAGGAAUUAAUUCGUGGUUUUCAAGAGAAAUUAGUGCAGCAGGAAGACGUGUUGCAGUAUGGAGAGCGAAAAUAGAAGACGGGCCAAGCCUCUCAACUCCCACUUAUCGCCGCCAGUGAAGUUUCCACGACCCAUCGUUGCACCAUCAACACUCUCACCUCCGCCUAAAGCACCAGGCGACCACCCUCUGCACGUGGCUGCCUCAAGGGGCGAUGUGCGCGAGGUUGACGAGCUGCUUCGCAAGGGAACCAACCCGGACGUUGGCAACCAGCAAGGCUUCAGACCACUGCACUUGGCUGCCGAGAGAGGCUUCGUGGAGGUGGUGAAGAGCCUAAAGCAUGGCGGUGCAAGCGUGAUAGCCCCCACCAAUGCCGGUUUGCUCGCAGUACACCUGGCGGCAAGGAAUGGUCACGUGAAGCUACUGGAGUACUUACAGAAUCAACGCUGCAACCUAGCCUCUGAGGACCACUCCGGAGCCACACCGCUUCACUACGCAGCUCAGUACGGCAACCUGAUGGCUGUGAAGUGGUUGAUCAAGAAAAGGGUUCCUCUUCAGAGCAAGGACAAUGAAGGAAAGUCGCCAGCGGACCGAGCAAAAGAAAAUAGACAUUUUGAAGUGGACAAAAUCCUCGAUGAGGCAAUCUCGAAAACAAAGGUUAAAAUCCCUCGGGUCGUCCCUGUAACGCCUCCCUCUUCACGACAAGAGCGAUCGUCAAGUACGGAGACGGAGCCAGGAGAGACUAUCAAAGAUAUUGACAUGAAUACUGAGAGUCACAAAAUUGGAGAGGAUACUACUGAAAUACCUCUUGGUGGCUUCUCCGAGCAGAAGACGGCAUUCAUGAACCUUCAGAUGCAGCCAGCAGUGCAAUCCUGCCUAAAUGGACGCAGUGUAUACCCAUGCCACACCAAUCCGCGGGGCAGAGUUCUCAUCUUGAACAUCAAAUCCUUCAAAGAUGAUCACUAUCCCACCAGAUAUGGAGCAGAAUGUGACACUGUCAAUCUGGAAUCAGUGUACCUUCAGAUGGGCUACGAGGUGGUCACUCGUUACGAUCUCUCACGAGCAGACACGUUAGAAUUUUUCAACGAGGAAAGCAAAGAUUCGAAGCUGUCGUAUGUCUCCAGCCUAUUUGUGUUUAUCAUGAGUCAUGGAAUCGGUCCGCGUACUUUCGUAACCCACGACGCGGAGACAGUAACCCUUGACGAGAUAAUGAAUUUCUUCCUUAACAGUCGUUGCCUUUCUUUAAACGGAAAGCCAAAAAUCUUCUUCAGCCACUUUUGCCGCGGGGAAGACGAGGAGAUUCGACCUAAGCUUUACCCGGAAGCAAAAAGGGAAGCCUACAGAGACAUGCUUUGUAUCUUUUCUUCCACGUCAGGUUUUCUAGCUUACAGACAUCCCAUCUUCGGUACGCCGUCAGUACGUGCCUUUUGUCAGGCGUUGGCAGAGUACGCACACUAUAAGAUGUUCAGUGAGGUGAUUGGGGAAUUUCAGAAGCUUUUCGAGAAAAUGGAAGGAGCAACGUCUCCAGAAGUUCUUAAUCUAAGUUUUUCCAAACACUUCUUUUUGAACCCAUUAGGCAGAAAACACAUUCCCUCAAGAUAGUGAGGAUGUUGGCAAAGGAGUUUAGGGUUCACAUCUAGAAGUAUAUGCAUUGUUGUGAUGCUUUGUCUUUAAAGUUUGACGUACCUUCUUUUUUUUUCUAUCUUGCGUUGUAAGUGUGAAGAUAUAACUAAAUUAUUAGCAUUAAAUAUCAGUGUGUAAUGAAGGUAUUUUCCAGUGAUACAGAGAACAUGUUAUGAUGAUUAUUCAAUCAACUUACCUCACCCACCAAGUGCAUCCAGUCUUUGAGAUGCAGUGGGUAGAAUUACCGUUAAUACUUUAUUUGUGGUAAAUGUGCAUGUCUCUUUGUAAUACAAUUGUAAUAUGACGACAACUGGUAGAGGAAUAAAUGAGAAAAUCGAGACUGAAUAAGACCAAGAAUAAAGCCAUUAAUUCCAUGAGGCUAGUAUAUGUUGGGAAGAUUAAUGUGUUUCAUGCGCCUAUGGUCACAAAUGAGUUGUUAUGGAUAAAAGAGUUAUUAUAGAGGUUAUGUUUGGAAUGAAUUAAUUAAUCAAACAACAAUGUGUGAUAGAGGAAGUAGGAAUGACUGGGGUAUUGGGGAGCAGAUUGUUUAGAGUGCAUGCAAAGAAGAAAGAAAAGUUGUAUGAUGGUGAUGGUGAAACAUGGAACACUGAGAGGAGAGAAGGGAAAAUUCAGUAUCAUGAAAAUGAGGAACAUCAAAUUUACUGGGUAACGUGUAUGCGUCAAGUAAGAAAUUAUGAAGUGUAAGGGAGAAAUGAUGCUGAAAGACAGUUAGCUGAAUGAUUGUUAAAUAGAUUUGGACAAGUGGAGAGGAUGAAGGAAAAGCACUGCCAUGGGUGCACGAAGACAGCUAGUAGGUAGACUAGAUGCAAGGGACCUGAGGUGAGGGCAGAGACGCAUAGAGGGAUGGAAAGAUAGCAACGGGAGUGUUCGAUGUUAGAGUGAUGUCUGUAGAGGAAGAAAGAAUGGCGACGGGUGAUAGAAAUGUAUGGAGAGUAGUUGUAAGGGUAUACUACGGCAGAAAGCAAGGUAAUGGGGAAGACUGGCCGGGUGACCAUCAGAAGACCGAGGUGAAUUACAGACAAAGGUCGCCAUAUGGCUCAAGAAUGAACAGUUCGCGUCGGAGCACAGCUGUGUUCAGGAUGUGCAUGGCUCUGGUGUGACGUUGUCAGACACUGACUUAGUGAUGGCAGUGUGUGUAGUGCUUAGUGGCCAAAUCCUGGCUUUAGUUCCUUGCUGUACAUUUUAUGUUGUGACAUCAUGGACGUGUAGCAGACAGUAAUAAUAGUUAAAGCUAUA